UAAAGCGUUAUUAAGAUAUUUUUACACGGUUAAUUCUUCAUGUUCAGGUGUUACAAGUUGUUUUUGACUCGUUUAGCUGUGAUUUAGGUCUGUUUAGACUCUUUAAAGUCUGAAUAAAAGCCACGACAAAUCUCUUUGUGUUAGUAGUUUAGUGGAUGUUUAGAGGCUCCGUUUAGAGAAUGUAGAGGUUCACCUGAGUGUUGGGCUCGAAGGAUUUAUAGACCCCAACACGUAUAGACUAUCCACGCGCGUGUGUGUGUGUGUGUGUGUGUGUGUGUGUGUGUGUGUGUGUGUGUGUGUGUGUGUGUGUGUGUGUGUAAACGGGCUAUAACGUAAAUUAUGUUGUGAUAAAUCUCGAUGGGAGAAGUUUUAAAUAGACUUGUUGCAUCAAGUGCAGUGCUGAUGUUGUCAUAGCAACAGCAUCUUUACUGGUCCUGGAUCCGCCUCCAGGGUGGAAACACUAGCAGGUUACUGCGCAACGACUCCAGUGAGGCUGUUUAAUCACUUCUGGUAUAAAGAAUCAUUCUAGUUUCAUCCACCGUUUUAUGUAGACGUGGGUUUAUUUUAUACUUCACAUGAAUGAAGCUGAAUCAGGUUUUACGGCAGGUCAGGUGACCCAUCGGACCCGUUUCUGCUCUGAAACAACUCGCCGUGCUGUCAGAGUCUGUAGCUUAGGGCUUCUGACUCUUAUCGUGAGAAUGUUUCCCACGCCAAAACUUUUGAUAAUAAAAAAGAAAAAGAUGUGUGUAGGUUGGCAACACUCGUGUCCCUUUAAGAAGCUGUAGCACCUUGAGUCACACGUAAUACAUGUGACAGCCCCAUCUAGUGGACAACUUUUGUUCCUGAGCAUACCUGUAGUUAUCGAUCGUCCAUUCGUCGUUAUGGAGAUGACAUCCUCGAUAUAUCAUCAUAUUGAUUUCAGGCCGUAUCGCCCACCCAGCCCUACUGCAGCUCCAGUUUAACCGUCUUGUUUCCCUUCGUUUCAAAAUGUUCUUUGAGUUAAAUGACUCUGAGCUGUUCUGGUUGGUUCUGUUCGGGUGACCCAGUCCUGCUGCUGACGUCCGUGUACCUGUCAGAGGUCUCCUCCAUCUGCAGGUCGUGUGCGAGGACCAGUAGGAGGUCAUUCACGAUGAUCUCUCAGCUUUAAGGAGGCUGGAGGUGAUUCUGAGCAGAGAUGCAGCCGGUACCGUCGGCGCGGAGCAGACAGCCUGGACGGGUCAGGAGGGGAGAGACGAGCAGCGCCUCUGGGUCUGCGGAGCAGAAAACCAGAUUCUGUUUUUGUCUUUCAGGAUCACUGAGGUCAUCAGCUUGAUGAGUCAUGAAGAGAAGCAGGAAGGAGACAGAGGAAGGAGAGCAGAGAGGAAACGAGGAGGUGGGAAGGAAUCUGAGAGGGGGGUCAGAGGGAGGAGGGCGGAGUCAGAGGGAGGCGAAGACGAGUGGAGGAGGCUGAGGGGGAGACUCAACCAGCUGGAGAAGGAGAAGCUUCAGCUGACCUCCAGCUUCAACCAGGAGGUAUGUGGGCUCCAGGCGGAGCUGACACGCCUCCGGUCCUCAGUGGAGCGCGGCGAGGCUCAGAGGGCGAAGCUUCAGUACCAGCUGACCGCGAGCCGCAGAGCUGCCGAGCUAGCCGCCGAGCUCAGCAGAGACAGACACACUCUCACAGAGCGGGCGGCAGAGCUCCAGCAGACUGUCCACGACCUGCAGAAGGCUCUGAGCAUCAUGCGGCAGGCCCGGGACGAGGACCAGCAUGCUUUGCAGCAGGAGCUGGAGGAGCGAGACCGACUGAUUCAGAACUUUGGCUCUGAGAACCAGAGAUUGCACCUCCUGCUGCAGGAUCAGGAGCGGGCACUGGAGGAGUCUGAGACGAGGAUGGUGGAGGUGCAGAGGAAGAAGCAGAAGGAGGAGGAGGAGAACGGACGACUGGCAGAAGAGCUGAAGAUCCUGAAAGAGAAGGAGGAGAAGAGCCGCAGGGAAAAGGAGGUGUCGGAUCAGAGGAUGGAGUCUCUGGAGGCGGAGCGAGCCGAUCACAUGGAGGCCAGGUACAAGGUGGAGCUCCUCCAGCUCCGUGUGAGGGACCUGGAGGUGGUGGUGGAGGUGGAGCGCUCCAACCAGCAGGAGGCGCAGCGGGGACUGGAGCUGCUGCAGACUCAGCUCAGAGAGGUGGAGCGAGCCUACAGUCUGGAGAGAGAGAGGAGCGACAGCGCUGAGCGCGCUCAGCAGAGGUUACAGACUGAGUUCAGUCAGACUAAGUCUGAGAUGACUGUUGCCUUGGAUACUGAGAGGAAGAGGACCUCUGACCUCUCAGAACAGUUUGAGGAGGAGAAGAAAUGUCACGCCAACACACACAUGCUGCUGCAGCAGGCAGCUGAGAGGCGGUCGAGCACGGAGGAGGCUCUCAGGACCUCCAUGAAACAGAUCAGGGAUCUGCUGCAGCAGCACGGUCAUUCACCAGCUGCAAAGGAUUCUGGGAGUUCUGCUGAGGUCCUGCUGCUGUUGACCGAGACUCUGAGCUCCUACAGACUCAGGCUGGAGGAGUCCACCAAACAGGUCCAGGACCAGCAGCGUGCUGCACAGGAGCUCCAGGAGCAGAACCGGCUUCUGCAGCAGCUGACCUCAGAUCAGAAGGGACAAGCAGAGGGCUGGCGGCUGGAGUUGGACCAACUGAAGGAGGAAGUGACCCAUCUCCAUCAGCAGAGAUCUGAUUGGUUGACUCACCGUCAGCGUGUGCAGGAGGAGAGAGAGAAGGAGGAGCAGGAGAGGAAGGAGGAGCUCCAGAAGAUAACCACCGACUUCAACAAAGAGUCAACGGUACACCUGUCCUCCCUCUACGCUCUCUACCAGCAGCUGCUGGUCGGCCGCUGCCUCCUCUCUCAGCCCCAGAGCAUUGUGGGAGACUUUACCUGGAAGGAGCUGUGUGAUGUCAUCAGUGAGCACGUGGACCAGCUGACCUCUGACCUGCAGAAGGCCAAUGAGCAGAUCGCCCACCUGCAGAGAGUGUGUGACAGGAAGAGUGUGUGUGUGCGUAAGCUGCAGCACAGUCAGGAGUGUGUGUUGGCUCGUCUGGAGAAGAGCGUGAGGAGGAGGGAGGAGGCGUGGAGCAAGAAGUACACAGACACCGUCAGGCAACUACAGGGCCAGCUGCAGUCGAGUCUCUCUCUGUGCGACUCCCACCGGGACCGCGCCUCCUCUCUGGAGCACCACUGCUCCUCCCUGACCUCUGACCUCUCCCGGCUCCAGAGCCUCCUCUCCAGAAGCCAGCGGGAGUCCUCCUCCACCUCCUCCGCCUGCUGCCUGCUGGGUGGAGCUCUGAGACACGCCCACCAGCGUCUGAGCGCGCUCAGUGAGCAGAAGAAGCUCUUGUCCAGACGGCUGGAGGAAAGGGAGGGGCUGGAAGGGGAGGUCAGGAGGCUAGUGGACGCUCUGGGAGGUGAGAGGGACAAGGAGGUGGUGGAAGAGGAGAGGAGGAGGAGGACAGUGAGGAGGUGGAGGAGGAGCGUAUGGGUGGUGCUGGCCAUGAAGUGGUGGUGCGCCCUGACCAAGAAGAAGACUGUGCUGCUCUACCUGGACAGAGGAGGAGGAGCUGUGGGCGUGUGUGGAGGCUUGUUUACGGCAACACAAAAGGGUCAAAAAGCUCCUGAGACAGCUGAAGAUGCUGAGGCUUGUUUUACCCGCUGGCUUCAGUCUGAGCAGCUCUUCUCCAUCAUCCUGUCCUCCAUGUCUGACCUGCAGGAGGCGCUUGCUCACCGCGGCUCCUCCCCUCCUAGUGUAAUCUCAGCUGCUUGCUCAGGCUUGUCCCGCCUCCUGGACCACCUCCUCGACCAAUCAGCUGGGAGCUUCUCUGGUGGAGCGAGCGAGUGGCUGAAGCUCGGUCUGAGCGGUCGGGCGCUGGACCUGAAGGCCCUGGUGUCGGCCCUCCAGCAGCACUUCCUUCUAUUCAGCCAACGCCUCCAUUCAGCUGAGGUAGAGAGGCGGAGCCUAAGGCUGGAGGUGACCAAUCUGAGAAGAGGUCUGCAGCAAGGGGUGCCGAACGACCAUUUCCUGAGUGUGUGUGAGGAGCUCCAUCAGGCUCUGAGCAGAGAGCAGGAGGCCCAGACGCUGAUCCAGGAUCAGUCUAAGCAGGUGCAGACUCUGAGCCACAGCACCCAGGAGCUGUCAGAGGCACGGAGGGAAGUGGCCCGGAAGGAGCGCUCCCUAAGGAUUCUGGGUAAGCACCUGUCGGGGCUUCAGAAGGAGAAGCAGCAGCUGGAGGAGCGUCUGCGGCGAGCUGAGGAGGGGCAGAGAGACCUGAGCAGACGUCACACAUGUGUCGUCAACUGUUUAAAGUCUGCAGAGACGAGCUGUAAGCAGGUCAGAGAGAGUCUCAGCCAAUCACACGACUCCAUAUCCAGUCAGCCACGCCCCCUCCUCCUACCUCUAGAACACCUGGAGCUGAGGGGAGCAGAGAGCAUCAUGGGAGCUCCUGAGGUGGCCAUGUGCCAGACGUUUCUCUCCGUCGUCUCCCAACUGUGUCACGCCUGCAUCUCCAGGAUCGGCUGGCUGGAGCAGGAAGUCUCCGCCCACCGCAGUCAUGUGACUGCUCUGCGCAGCGAGCUGCAGGAUGCUUGUCUCCGUGACAACCAGGCCUUUGUCCCUGUUGAAGAAUUCCCUGAACCCUUCCCACCUGCGGAUCCAGAAACACCUGAGCCCGUUCCUCUCUCUGGUUUGUCGAAGGGAUCAGUAGCUUACAUAGGCCCCGCCCCCUCAUGAAUGAACCACGCCCCUCUUACAUCAUUUCAACGUGAAGCCUGAUCUGGUCCUGAACCGGGGGUGGUCCAGACCGUGUGAGGAUGUCGGUGUCGGUUCUCCCAGCUGGUCGGUGACAGACGCCUGAAGCCCAGAUGUUCACCCACUUCCUGUGACAGAAGAACAUCUGGCUCAUCUGGAGGUGUUGAUGCUCCUGUCACCAGAGCAGCUCCAGGACUUGUCAUCUGAGGAGAGAACAUGUGAGCACACAUCAGCUGAAAGGUUUUCCUCUCUAACAUGGAUCAGUGUUGCUCCAGACAUCGUUUAGCUGUUUGUUACCAUGACGAUAAAGCUCUAAUCCCUGGUAGUUGUUGUUGUGGUUAAACCCGAUGCAUUUAUAACGUUUCAUUUAAAUCAGGUUCUGUUUAUGUCUGCUUGUACAUGAAAACACCUAAAUGUUAAAAACAAA
This is a messenger RNA of Nothobranchius furzeri (turquoise killifish), 5191 nucleotides long. Its product is annotated as coiled-coil domain-containing protein 171. Lineage: Eukaryota; Metazoa; Chordata; Actinopteri; Cyprinodontiformes; Nothobranchiidae. The record is from RefSeq and is a predicted model, not a curated record.